AUGAUAAUUAGAAUCAAUAUUGGAGAGAGACUUCAUGGAAUUGGUAAUGAAAUAGAGUCUCCAAAAAAAACGGAACUUGUUUAUAUUAAAUUAGUCUUUAUUAUUUAUUAUUAUUUAUUGAUUCAAAUGAAGAAGUUAUAAGUUUACUUCUUAUUGAUAUUGAUGAUUGCCAUGACAUGUAAUUGUAGUUUAACCAAAUUAGUUUAAGAGCAAAUUAAACUUGGAAGCUAUGUUCAAAUGCAUGAUCUAGAAAAAGUGGGUUCAAUAGAGUUCACCAAUCUAAAUUGUGACUAAGACUUACUUAAAUUGCAGCAAUCCUUACAAACUUGGAUGGAAAUAUUAAGAAAUAAAGAUUAUUUAGAGGAUGAUGUGAAUAAUCUAUCAGCAUUAAAACUCGUUAUUGCAAAUAUAAAAAACAAUCAGAAUCCAGAAUUGCCAAGUAUAUCAUAUCUAAUAAUACAGAACUCUUCCAAUACAAGUAAUCCUAUGUUGAACUAGUAAAUUCAAUCGGUUCAACUGAACAAACAGCAUUUGAUUAAUGGAGACAAGAAGGACCAUAAAAGCUAAUUCAAUCAAUCAAUCUCAUUGAACAAGCUGACUCAUCCCAAGAUAUUCUAGAGUAUUGCACUCAACUCGAUUCCAUGAUCAAUCUUCUCAUUAAUGAGAGAGAAGAAUUAAAACAACAAAUCAAUACAUCACAAGUAAUAAUUGUACAAUUCACCAUAGUUGGUAGUGGACUAACUGGAGCAAAAGUCAAAGGAAGUUUAACAAGCACUUGAACAAUGCAAAUUACAAUCAUAAUAAAAGACCUAAGCCAAACAAGGAGAAAUUUAAUAGACAAUAACAAUUGAGGACAACGGAUAAAUACAUGAGUCAUCUGUGGAUCAGGAGAAACCAGUAUUUGAAAACACUAUAGAAAAAGAGUAAGAGUUCAUAGAAUAUGGAUAUGGAUAUUGGUUAAGAUUUUUGACUCUCUAUCCUAAACGAUUAGAAAAUGGAAAGGAUGCCCCUUGGUAUUUUUUAAGUAGAUUAACUUCGAAUAAAAAUUAUUAAAAUAUAGCAAUGAAUGACAGACUAUUGGCAAUAUGGUUAGGUUAGGGAUUCUAUCAUUUCACUACAUGUGAUGAAAUAUAAAAUCAACCAAAUAUCGUUUAAAAUAUCAAUCAUCAUGAUGACAUUGAAGGGUAAUGGACUUAUAUUUAUUAUUCAUACAAUUCUAUUUCAAAAUAAGCAGUUGCAAUUAUUCAAUACGGAUAAGAAUAACCAUAAUAAAUUACUCACAAUGUUCAACACACAAAGUCUAAAUACUUAAGAUUCCUAGUUGGUGGUAAAGACAAUAAUUAAUAUCCUGGAUUCAAUGGUCAAUUCUCAUCAAUAUUCUUAUCAACUAACCCUGGUGUCUUUAUUUCUACAAUUGCUAAAUUUAGUGAAUCAUUCAAAACAGUGAAAUUACCUACUCAAGAUUUUGAAUCUAUAUUUAGAGUUUAAUUAAUAGAUUAAGAAGUCACUAGAAAUCCUUCCCUUGAAGGUGAUUACAUGGCAGUUGGAGGAGGAACAAAGAAAUUUCCUCUUGAAUAUUCAAUUAGUGGUUGGUUCAAAUGGGAAGAGAUUGUUUAAUAAGUGUGGCAUUCAGUCUUUAGAGUCUAAAUUAACAAACCAUCAACUGAUAAGUUUCUUGGAGACAGAACAUUGUGUAUGUUCAUAGGAACAGCAUAAGGAGGAAUAUUCCAUUUUCCUACUUAUACUUAUUAAAACAUGAAGGGAGAGGGAACUUCCAAUUUAGUCAAUAACAUUCACCACAAUAACAAACAUUUGGAUUGGUUUUUUGUGUAUUUUGGUUAUUCUAAGAAACUAAAAAAGGCAUUUGUUUAAGUAAGGUUGUCGACUGGAAUUGAAACCUUAGAAUACAAUGAUGUUAACCAUUACUAUACACCUCAAUUCCAUACUUAUGUUGGAAAAGAUGAGCAUUUUCCAGGCUUCAAUGGUAAAAUAGCAUAUGUAAAUUUUGUUCUUGGGUCUGGUUCUUAUAGAAAUAAACCAGAUUUCAUUAUAAAGGAUGACUUGUUUGGCUAUGAAGUUGGAGACACUAAUCUUAUUAAAAAGGUUUAGAAGGUGAAUGAAUAGAAAUUACCAGCUGAUGUAAAAUAAGAGGAACCUAUCAAACCUGAAGAAGUGAAGCCAGCAUUCUAAGAUAAUGAAGAUAGGGAAGUAUCUUUUGAAUCCACUGCACCUGUGCUUGAAAAAGAAUACGAAGAAUGUCCCUAAGUUUAUGGAUAUGGAUUUUGGCUUAGAUUUAUGCAUGCUUAUCCUAAAAGGCUUCUGUAGGGUAAAAAUGCCCCUUGGUAUUUCAUUUCUCGAUUGACAUCCAAUAGAAAAUAUGAUAAUGUGUAAAUGGGUGAUAGACUACUAGCUAUAUGGUUGGGACAAUCAUUUUAUCAUUUCACCACCUGCGAUACACAAAAGAACCAAGCUAAUAUGAUAUCAAAUAUCGAUUAUCCAGCAGAUAUUGAGGGAGUUUGGACAUACAUCCAUUAUUCAUAUAGUAAAUAAACUCAGACGGCUAAUUCAUUUAUAAGAUAUUCAUAAUCUGAUAUUUAAUCCUCAAGUUUCUAAGCUUAACAUCCUGAUAUUGAUUAUUUGAAGUUCAUUUUUGGAGGAAAUGAUUAAAAUAGAUAUCCAGGAUUCAAUGGAUUCAUAUCUAAAAUUAUGAUUACAAUUUCAAAAGAUAACUUUCUUUCAACCAAAGAAGAAUUCAUAACAUUUGUGUCUAAAUUAGAAUAACCCAAGGUUGGUCUCACUGAUUUAAUUACUUAUUAAUUGAUUGAAAAUGAAACUCAACGAUAAGAUUCUGAUGAAUCUCUUGUUAAAACUUUAAAUGACAACAAUUAGAGAUUUCCUCAAGAAUAUGCCAUGAGUGGUUGGUUUAAAUGGAUUGGUCCUUAGAGAACUCCAUGGCACAAUAUUUUUAGAGUAUAAAUCCAAACACCUUCAACAGACAUUUAUUUGGGAGAUAGGACUUUAUGCAUGUGGCUUGGUUCUAUUGAAGGAGGAGUAUUACACUUCCCAACUUAUACAUAUGAUAAUACUAAUUCUAAGGGCAAUCCAAACUAUUAUAAAAAUAUCAAACACAAUCAAAGACAUUUGGAAUGGUUUUAUGUGUAUUUUGGAUAUUAGAAAUCUUCUAAACAAGCAUAUGUCUAAGUAGCUUGGCCUAAAGACACUCAAGAUAUAUUGUAUUAGAACAUCAACCAUUAUUUGACUCCCUCAUUUUACAUUUUUGUGGGAAAAGAUAACUUUUAUCCAGGUCUAUCAGGCAAAUUAGCGUAUGUGUAUUUCAACCUUGGUAAUGGGUCAUUUAAAAUGAAAAAUGAAAUUACAGAUAUCGUUGAGUCCUAUUUGAAAGGCAGUGUGGUUAUAAAACCUUAGAUCUCAAAUACUUAAAAAAAAGAAUAAGAACAAUCUACUUAAGAAAUUAAAUAGGUUAAUUAAGACAUUAAAGCAGUUAACCAAGAAACUAAAUAAAUUAAUCAAGAAACUAGAUAAACUAAUUAAGAAGAGAAAUAAACUACUUAAGAAACUAAAUAAGUUAAUCAAGAAAUUAAAUAAAAUAAUUCAGAAACUCAACAAGUUAAUUAAGAAACUAAAUAAGUUAUUUCAGAAACUAAAUAAAUUAAUCAAGAAACUCAAUAAAUUAAUUAAGAAGUGAAAUAAACUAAUCAAGAAACCAAAUAAAUUAAUCAAGAAACCAAAUAAGCUAAUUAAGAAAUGAAAUAAACUACUUAAGAGACCAAACAGGUUAAUUAAGAUAUAAAAUAAUCUAAUUCAGAUACUAAAGAAGUUAGUCAAGAAACUAAAUAAAUUAAUCAAUAGACAAAAUAAACUACUUAAGAAAAUAAGCAAGUUAAUCAAGAAGUUAAAUAAGAAACAAAAUCAGUCAAUUAAGAAACUAAAUAAGUCAAUUAAGAAACAUAACAAACCAAUUAGGAAACUAAAUAAACUACUUAGGAAGUUAAAUAAACUAACUAAGAAUCUAAAUAAGUUAAUUAAGAAGUAAAAUAAACAACCUAGGAAACUAAUGAAUAUAGUAAAUAAGUUAAUGAAUAACUUAAAUAAUCUAAUGAAUAAACUAAAUAAGUUACUUAAGAGAUUAAAUAAGAAGAUUAGAAACAAUAAACAACCAUUCCUUUUGAUCAUGAUACUAUUAAAGAAGGCUAUUCAGAUACACCAGGAUUAAAACCUGGAAAGAUUGAUCAAUCAGAAUAGUAAGAGUGUUCAGAAUAAACAAAUGACAAAGACACUCCUCUUGAUAAACCUAUUGAAAAGAAACCUGUAACUCGUACAGUUUAACAGUAAGAAUAAACCUCAGAAGAAGCUUAAGCAAUCAUUAUAGAUUCCAAAGAAGUCAAAGUAGAUUAAAGUCUAAGUAGUUCUCAAUAAAACUAAGAAUUAACUAAGAAAGUAGAUCAAUAAAUUGAGUCAAGUCAAAAAACUACGCAAGAAACUUAAUAAGUUACUUCAAAGACAAAUGAAACUACUUCCUAAACUAACUCAAUAACAUAAUAAACAAAUGAUGCAUCCUCUAUCACAAAUACACAAACCUAAUAAACUAAUGAGACUAUUUAAUAAAAUAAUAAAACAAUAUAGGAAACAAAUGAAACCAAUUCUUAAAGCAAUAAAACUAUAUAAGAAACAAGUGAAACUACUUAAUAAAACAAUAAGACAAUUUAAGAAACAAAUGAAACAACUUAAUCCAAUAAUAAAACAGUGUAAUAAACAAAUGAGACUGUAUAAUAAGUUAAUCAAACAGUUUAAUAGACAAAUGAGACCGUUUAAUAAGUUAAUAAAACAUAAUAGGAAACUAGUUAAACUACUUAAUAAACUACUUAAUAAAAUACUUAAUAAACAACUCAAUAAAAUACUUAAUAAACAACUUAAUAAAAUACUUAACAAACAACUUAAUAAACAACUCAAUAAAAUACUUAAUCAGUAAAUUAAUCAACAUAAUAAUCCAAUUCAUAAACAACUGAAUCAAAAUCUACUUAAACAACCUAAGAAAUCAAUAAUUCAUCUUAAUAAAUUGAUAAAAUCACCUAAGAAACAAACGAAUAAUAAUAAGAAUAACAUGAUUUCAAAAUUAUUGAUCAUAAAAACGAAGAAACGAUUGAUUAAUAAACUAUAGAUAUGCCAACAUAGGAGGAUGAUUAUUGUGUUUAAGAUCAAGAUGAUGAAUAAGAGGAUGUUAAAGAAAUUAAGAUUAUUCCAGGAUAAACCUAUGAAAAUUAAAUAUCAAAUGACAAAGAAGGAAAGAAUCCCAUCGUUGACUAAGGAAUAACAGUGGCAAAUAAUUAUCAAGAAUAUGGGUAUGGUUUUUGGAUGAGAUUCUUAACAUUGUACCCUAGAGAAUUAAUUAAAGGAAAGGAUGCUCCUUGGUAUUUCAUAAGUAGAUUGACAAGAAAUAAAAAUUAUGAAAAUAUUAAGUUGGGUGAUAGGGUAUUAGCAAUAUGGCAAGGAGCAGGAUUUUACCAUUUCACAACUUAUGAUGUUGAUGGAUUAAAGCCCAAUGUGCUAUUAAAUAUUGAUUAUCCAAAUGAUAUUGAGGGUGUGUGGACAUACAUUUAUUAUUCGUACAGUACAGAACUUGAUUAAGCUGUUGGACACAUAAAAUUUGGAAAUUAAAAAUUCACCACUAUAAAGUAAAAUGUGAAGCAUGCUCCAACUACUUAUUUGAGAUUCAUCUUAGGAGGUAACGACUAGAAUAGAUUUCCAAGUUUCAAUGGAAUUUUCACUAAAAUAACUUUUGGCAUAAAAAAGGGAACUUUUCUUCAGACAUCAGAGUAGCUAAUAAUGAAAUUAAACAUUAAUGAAGUGCCUUAGUAAAUUGGGGAAGUGGCAUAGAGUGUAAGGAUGGUAGAAAACUAGGAAGCAAGAACUUCAGAGAAUAUGUAUGAAUACAAGGAAAUAAGGAAUAAGAAAGUUAAGUUUCCCUCAGAAUAUGCAUUGAGUGGGUGGUUCAAAUGGUCCACAUUGAUGGAAAAGGAAUGGCAUAACUUAUUCAGAAUAUAGAUUAGAAAGGAGUCCACAGACAGUUUCUUGGGAGACAGAACUUUGUCAUGUUGGAUUGGAAAGACUUAAGGAGGUGUGUAUCAAUUUCCCACUUAUACCUACACGAAUAUGAUUGGUAACGGGAAUGCAAACUUAUAUAAAAACAUCAAUUUAAAGGAUAGACAUACAAAAUGGCAUUUCAUUUAUUUUGGAUAUUCAAAGAUCAAGAGUUAGGCCAAUGCUUAUGUAAAAUGGUAAGAAGAUGAGGAUUAACUAUUGUAUGAGAAUGUGAAUCAUUAUUAUGUCAAGAGAUUAUAUGCAUAUGUUGGUAAGGAUAGGUUUUACCCAGGGUUGAAUGGUAAGAUGGCAUAUGUGGUUGUGAAUUUUGGAUUUGGUGCUUAUAAAAAUCAGAGGUAAUUUGAUGAAGAGAUAUUCAAUUUCAAUUUGGGAAUGAGGGAAUUGAUGAGAAGUACUUAGGAUGUGGAAUUCUAGCCAUCAAUAAGAUAAGAAAAAAUGGAGUAGAGUGGUUUUGAUUCAGACUAGGCUAGUUUUGAAUAGGAUGAAAAUGGUGAGAGACCAUUUACGUAAUAUGGUUAUGGUUAUUGGAUGAGAUUUUUGACACUCUAUCCAAAGAAACUAUUAAAUGGUAAGAGUGCACCUUGGUAUUUUGUGUCAAGAAUGACAUGGAAUCAGAAUUACAAUGAUAUAAAUAUGGGGGAUAGAGCCUUAGCAGUAUUUUUGGGAAGAGGAUACUAUUAGUUUUCUACUUGUAAUUUGAUUACUAAGAAUACAAAUCAAGAAUAGAGAAUUCCUCAUCCAGAUGAUAUCGAAGGAGUCUGGACAUUUGUCUAUUAUUCAUACAAUAAGGAAUUAGGAAAGGCUGUUGGAUUCAUGAGAUUUGGAAGUGACAAAUUUUAAUAGAUUUAGCAUACAUAGGUUACACAUUAGGAUACUAAAUACUUAAAAUUAAUUGUAGGUGGAACUGAUAAAAGAAGAUACCCUGGAUUUAAUGGUCAAUUUGCUAAGAUAUCAUUCUCAUCCAAAGAAGGAUCUUUUGUAGAUCAAGAGAAGGUUUUGAAAUCCUAUACACUUGAGAGAAGAGUGUAAAAAAUUGUAACAAUGAAUGUGUUGGGAGAUUAAUAGUAGAGGAAAUCAGGUGAUGAAGGUGUGUUUGCUUAAAGUGAUAAAGUUGAUUUACCAACCGAAUAUGCAAUUAGUGGUUGGUUCAAAUGGUUACAAGUGGAUCAAUAGGAACCUUUGCAUAGUAUGUUCAAAGUAACAAUCAGAAAUCCUUCAGAUGAUUAAUUAGGAGAUAAAACCUUAGUGAGUUACGUAGGAUAGAAUGAGAUAUAGUUUUCUACUUAUAGUUUCGAGAAUAUGGAUGGAAGUGGUAAUAAAGACAUUUAAAGAAAGAUUGAGCAUAAGAAUAGGCAUUAUAGAUGGUUCUUUGUUUAUUUUGGAUAUUAACAUGAAACAUCGACUUGUCAUGUCCAUAUUUAAUGGUCGGAUGAGAUGUCUUAGUAAGGAUUCGCACACAUUAAUCAUUACUUGACUAAUUAAUUUUACAUCUAUGUUGGUAAAGAACCUCUUAUUGCUGGGUUCAACGGAUUGAUUACUUAAGUUAAAUUCAACAUGGGUGAAGGAGCAUUCAAAUAAAGUACUGACUAUAAGGAUCAGGACAAUAUAUUUGGUUUUGAUUUGCAAACAAUUAAGAAGGAAGUUAAAACAUUUGAUAUCACUAAAUCUAAGGAGAAAAUUAUGAUAGACUCAAAUAGUGACGAGGAAUCUAAUUAUCUGAAAGUGUUCAAUAAAGAGGAGUUGGAUGAGGUGUUUGAAUAUGGAUAUGGAUUUUGGUUAAGAUAUCUAAGGAAUUAUCCAAAAGUGUAAAUUGAAGGGUUAAAGUAGGAUUGGAGUUUCAUCAGUAGAUUGACUAAGAACGAUGUUUUGUAAGAUCUUACACUAGGGGACAGAGCUCUGGCAAUUUGGCUGGGCAAAGGAUUCUAUCAUUUUACUACUUACAAUUAAUAGCUCCCUAAUAUCUUCACUAAUGUGAAUCAUCCUGCAGAUAUCGAAGGUUUAUGGACAUUCAUUCAUUACUCACAUAAUCUUAAUAAGGAAUAGAGUGUAUCUUUUAUUUAAUUUGGUAAUGAUAAACCAAUAAGGUCUGCCUAAUAGAGUGUUCAAGCGAUACCAACUAUUUUGAAGUUCUAUUUGGGAGGUAGACACUUGACUUACAAGGGAUUUAAUGGAUAGAUAAGUGGGGCUUAUGUUAGUGUGAAUAAAGGCAUUUAUGUAGAGAGUGAGGAGAAGUUCCAGGAUUUGUUAAAAUCUAUUCCUUAACCUGCAACAUACAGAGUAGAAUUGAUCUAAAAUGUGUUGGUGGAGAAAAGCACAAGAUUUGAUAUGAAUUCAGAAGCGAAGCCAUUUGAGUUUGAGAAUUAGAAAUUUAGUGGAGAAUACUCUUGGAGUGGUUGGUUCAAAUGGUCGAGUGCCAUUUAAAAUGCAUGGCAUUUGGCUGUUAGAUUGUCGACACUUGAAAAUUAUGAAAAUAAAAAUAGUUUGGGAGACAGAACAUUAUGUUUAUGGAUAGGAUAGUAAGCAGGUGGAAUCCUUUAUUUCUCUACCUAUACUUACACAGACUUAUAUGGUUCGGGAAAUCCAAACAGUGUUUAAAAUGUUCAAUACAAGGACGAUAUUGCCAAAUGGCAUUUUAUUUAUUUUGGAUAUUCAAGAGUUUAAUAGUUGGCUUAUGGUAAAGUUGAGUUUGGUUAUAGAAAAGAGUAAGUCAAUUUUGAGCAUCACCAUCAUUAUUUACCUAACAAAUUCUUUUUGUCAAUAGGCAAAGACAAAUGGCAUGAUCCUUAUUUAGGCAGCAUAGCGUAUUUGAGAUUCCAAUCAGGAGAAGGAGCAUUUUAUUAAGGAGAAUUUAACGAGGUCAAAGAUGACUUAUUUGGGAAUAAAUUAGGAUCAAUGGAAUUGUUGAAAUCUAAGAUAAAAUUUGAUAUUGAUAAGGAUGCUAUCACUAAAAUGUUUGCAUCUCCAUAAGUAGAUUAAAAAGAACCUAUAUUCUCUAAGAUAUUUAAUGAGGAAGAAUUGGACAAUGUUUCUGAAUAUGGAUAUGGAUUUUGGUGUAGAUUUUUAACAAGGUAUCCAACCUAACUUAUUGAGGGAUUAAAAGCAGAUUGGUCAUUCAUAUCAAGAUUGACUAAAAAUUAAAAUAAAGGAGACAUGAAUUAUGGUGAUAGAACUUUGGCUAUUUGGUUGGGAAAGGGAUUCUAUCAUUUCACUACUUAUUCCCACAAAUAUGCUAAUGUGGUUCAUAAUAUUGAUCAUCCAGCAGAUAUUGAAGGUUUAUGGACAUUUAUUUAUUUUUCACACAAUCUAUACAAAAAGGAAAGUGUAGCCAUGAUUAAAUUUGGAGAAGGUAAAGUAAUCAAAGGAGUGAUUCCAGCCAUUCAUUAAGCUCCAACCUUCUUGCAAUUAUAUGUAGGUGGUAAUAAUAUGAAAUAUCCUGCCUAUAAUGGUUAGUUUGCAGGUAUAUUGUUUUCCAUUGGAGAAGGAAUCUUCUUGUCUGAUGAGAGUGAUUUAAUAAAAUUGUUAGAUAAAUUGAAAAAACCAAAUGAUUAUAGUUUGAAGUUGUCGACUAAAGAUAUGAUUGCAAAACCCAAGUAAUCUUUUGUUGCUUAGGAAACAGUAUUUGAUGAUGUCCCAUUGGUUGGACAAUAUUCUUGGAGUGGUUGGUUUAAAUGGAAAUAGAUGGGAUAACAAUUCCCUUGGUACCUGAUGGUUAGAUUAGCAAUAAUUAAGAAUACUAGUGAUAUAAAAUUAUUGGGAGAUAGAACCUUAAUGGCAUUUAUGGGUCAAGGAUACAUUCACUUUACAACUUAUACUUAUAAGAAUAUUUACGGAGAAGGAACACCUAAUAUUUGGUAGAACAUUAAUCAUGAUGGAGAACACAUUUAGUGGCAUUUUGUAUAUUUUGGCUAUUCAAGAGCUUAAAAAUUGGCUUAUGGAAAAAUCUAUUUUGAUGAUAGGGUUGAGUCUGUUUCAUUCAAAGAUACUAAUCAUUUCGUUCCAAAUUUAUUUGCCUUAACAAUAGGAAAGGAUAAAUGGUUUAAUUAAUACAAUGGAGAUAUCGGAUACUUUAGAUUUAAUGCAGGAGAAGGUGCUUUUUAAAUGGAGAAUCAUGACAAGGCUGAGAAUGAUGCAUUUGCAUUCAAAAUUGGAAGACUUUCAACUAUCAAUCCAAAUAAACCUCCCCCUGAAGAAGUCCGAAAGCAAGAGUACUUUGACAAUUCUUUGGAUAGCGAAACAGUCUAUACAUUUGAGAUUUCUAAAGAUAUUUACGAAUAAAGUUCAUUUUCACAUGUUCCUGAAAUAAUAGGAGGAAGGGGAGAGAUUACUAAAAAUGACGAGUAAAUUGAAGAGGAGAAAAAAGCAAUUGAGAGAUAAGAGUAGUAGCUGAAGAAAGAGGCCGAGAAGUUUUAGAAUGAAAAAUCAGUUGGAAUCAUUGAAAAUCAUUACUAGUUCCCUGAUUAGGAUAAACAAAGAGUGGUAUCAGAUGAAGCAGUUGAUAUUAUUAAACCUCAUUCAGAAUAAACAAAGAAAGAUGGAGAUCCAUCAAAAUAAACAUAAUAGUAGUAGUAGUAGGAAUAUAAAUCAGAUUGGGAUGGAUUAAGGUUCUAUGGAUAUGGAUUCUAUUUGAGAUAUCUUACUAUGUAUCCACAAUAAUUGAGAGAUGGUAAAAAUGCCCCUUAUUAUUUCGUAUCACGAUUAACUUGGAAUCCUUAGCCUCAAGAUAUCGGUAUGGGAGAUAGAGUGCUGAGCAUAUUCUAAGGAUAAGGAUCAUACAGUUUCCAUACUCUAGAUAAGCCAUCCAAUAAUCCUAAUUUAAGAACAAUUAUUCCAUAUGGUGAUAUCGAAGGAGUGUGGACAUUUGUCUAUUUCAGUUACUCUCAAGUCGAUAAGAAGGCUGUGGCAUUUAUAAAGUAUGAUGACAGUGCUGAAAUAUACAGAAGGGACAUUAUUUGUAAUCACGGGGAUGUUGAAUAUUUAAAGCUGAUGAUUGGAGGAAAAUAAGGUAUUUAUUAGGGAUUCAAUGGUUAAAUUGCCAAUUAUGCAUUUAAGUAUGGCAAGGGAGCUUAUAUAAAUGAGUUUGAAUUGUACAAGAGGAUUCUAUCGAGUCGAAUUCCUCAUCCUGUGGCUGAUGAUUAUCAAUUCAAUCAAAUUAAAAUUAUUGAGACUUAAGUUGGUUUCAAAGGAGAUGAAUAAACUGAUAGUAUUAAAGAAAUAGAGGGUCACUUCUAGAAUGAAUAUGCAAUUAGUGGAUGGCUGAGAUGGGAUUAACCGAUUGGAGUUCCGUACUUUGCUCUUUUUAGAUUGAGUGGAUUUAAAGUGGAAGAUAACAAUGAUUCUAAAUUAGGAGAUAGAGACAUGAUGCUAUUCAAACAUACCUAAUAUUACCUAUUCUAGUCGUAUAAUUAUCAUAAUUUGAAUGGAGCAGGAGACUUUGCUAUUAGUUGGCAAGUGAAUCAUCAGGAAUGGGAGUAAUUCUGGCACUUCUUCUAUAUUGGCUAUAAACGAGAGAGCAAGCAACUCUAUUAUUAUGUCUCAUUCAUUGAUGAUGAAUUCGACCAAGUGCAUAAUAACAUCCAUCAUUUCAUAGUUCACAAGCACUAUCUCCAAUUCGGUAGAGACUACAGUAAAUUCUACAGCAAACACAGAGGAUUCACAGGAUAAGCUACUCAGGUCCUCUUAAGUUAUGGUAAGGGAUCUUUCCAAACCAAGCCCUUUAAUAAUGAUAUCUUCAUGUAUCUCAAAGGAGUCAAAGAAUUGUUCUCAUCUCUGGAAUUAAUUACUAGAGAAAGCGAUCGAAACAAAUUGUUGAUUGGGGAUGCCAACAAACAAGGCACACUAAUGGAUCUUGAAAUUAAUGACGGAACUGAUUAUAACAUUAGAGGAUUGAAUGAGUAUGGAUGGGCCUUAUGGUGCAGAUGGUCUAGAACAUUAACUCGACCCAUUCAAUAUAAGGAUGCUUGGUACUCACUUGCUAGAAUUGCCAACAGGAAAGGACAUCAAGAUCUAUAAGUCCCAGGAGAUAGAACCCUAGCAACAUGGAUAGGCAUGGGAUUCUAUCUUUUCAGUACCUACACUAGAGGAGUCUUACAAUUGACUGAAUCAAUCCCUUAUGGAAAAUUUGAAGGAUAAUGGAAUUUUAUUGUGUUUGCCUAUCGUAAAAACGUGGCUAAGGCCAGUGUCUUGUUUGGACAAGAUUCCACAAUUGUAGAGAAAGAGUUUAAGGUCAAGCACAACAUGAUUAAGGAUUAUUUAAGGUUCGUUGUGGGCUCUGAAUUCGGUUAUAAAUUCUUUAAUGGCCAUGUAGUAAAUAUCUAACUUAGAAUGGGGAGUGGAGCGUAUCUAAGCAAGGAAGAAAUAGUGAUCAUUGCUAAUGGAGAGUUAGGAUUACCUGCAGAAUCCAAAUAUGAUUAGACUAGAAAAUCUAUAGAAAUUGUGAAGGAUCGAAUUCCUAAUUCUGGGCAAGGCAGAGAAUUUGAUAUUAAAGAAGAUGUUGCUUAAGGAAAAUUGGAAUAUUCAAUAUCUGGAUGGGCCAAAUGGGUGGAUAUCCCAGCCAUCUAACCUUGGUAUAUGUUGUAUCGUGUGGCCUAUUAUGAUUACAAUGAGUUGUUGAAUAUGUAAAUCCCAGGAUCUAGAGUCUUUUAGUGUCAUAAAGCCUAUGGAUUCUAUCAUUUUAAUACAUAUACAGUCGACUAGGAGAAUGGAGGAGCAUGGUAAAUUGUGAAGAAUAUUGAUUACGAUAUAACCCAACAUAAAAAUUGGGUAUUUUUCUACCAAGGGUAUUCUCAUUAAAAGCAGUAGGUUCAUCUUUAUGUUAAAUUCCCAGGAUUUGAAGAACAUUAUACAUUUAUCAACAUUAAUCACUUUAUUGCUUAGAGAUUCAAGGUCCAUUUCCUAUUGGAUAGAUGGAGUCCAGGAUUUAAUGGAUUCCUUGAGAGUUGGUACUUUAAUGUGGGUACUGGAUCUUAUAAGGAAAGUGAAUAUGGUAUAGGGGAAAAUACAGAAAUUACAUUUGGAUUUGGAUUGCAUAAACCAGCUCAACCCAAGAAUUGGCAAUUUAAUGAUAAUUAUGCUUGUGGAUUUACAUAGUAAAAUGUAGGUUAAGAGGUGGAAUAUAAAGAUGAUCUUCUAAUAGAUGGAUUAGUUGAAUAUGGAUAUGGUAUGUGGACUAGGUUUGCUUGGAACACUCCAAUUAAAAUGGUCAAUAAACCAACAUGGAUGGCAUUAUCAAGAUUGACAGUUAAUCCAAACUAUUAAGGAGAUGCUGCAUAAUUGGGAGACAGGGCUUUGGCUAUAUGGGUUGGACCUGGAUACUAUCAUUUUACAACUUCAACUAGAGGAAAUUACAAUGUAGUACAUAACAUAGAAUAUGAUCAAAUGUUGGAUGGGUAAUGGAACUAUAUUUGGUUUGGGUAUAAACGUGUAAAUGAUAAGUUGGGAACUGCUGUUGGAUAUGUAGCUUUUGAUGGUCAUAUAAUUAGAAAGACUAAUUUUGGUAAUAUUCUUCAACAACCAUUGAAUGACUAUUUAUAUUUAGCAGUAGGAAGCUCAGGAAGAUACUUUUUAGAUAGGUAUCAUCAAUUUAAUGGUCACAUUUAAAAAGUCUCUUUGAUUUUGGGAUCUGGUGGUUUCAUCGAAAAUGUAGAUUUGUUGAGAAAGUAAAUUCCAUCUAAACCUGAAUUUUUGAGAAAUCAAAAGCAAUUUACCAAAAUAGUUAUAGAUGAAAUGAAAAAUAUGAAAAGAGAAGAGUGGGUACCCGCACCUGUUGAAUUCGCUGAAGAGUUCGAUGGGGCUUAUGAAUAUUCAGUGUCACUGUGGUUCAAAUGGACUAAAACAUAUAGAGUGGCAUGGGAAAAUAUAUUCUCUGUCUCUUAUAAUGAAUAAAAUAUUAGAGCUAAUCACGCUAAACCUGGAGAUAGAGUCUUAUCUAUGUUUUAAUAUGCAGAUCACAGAAUAUUCUUUAGUACAUAUACAACUCCUGGUAAUCAUGAUUAAUUUGCUCAAAUAUACACUGAAUGCCCAGUAGAUAUCCCAUCAUAAUCUGAAUGGGUUUAUGGCUAUUAUGGUUAUAGCAGAGAUCAAAAUAAAGUGAUAUCUUAUCUAUAAACUAAAACAUAAAAAUGCUUUAAGGCCUUAUCUUGUAUGCAUAGAGUGCCUAAAUAUAUGGGAUUAUACGUAGGCAAAGACGGUAUUCACACUCCCUACAAUGGUAAAUUCAGCAAAUUAUAUUUUAUGGGACAUGCAGGAUCCUACAUUGAAGGAAAUUUCUAAUCUUUUGGACCUUUUGCUGCUGGUGGAAUAUCAAUAACAAAACCAGCCUAUUUCUGGACUGAUUGGAAGGAAAGAUUUGAGAUUGCUUAUGAUUAAAAUAAAGUAAUUGAAUUAAAAGCAGAGGAAGUUGAUGAAUAGACUUCAUAUAGCAUAGGCAUGUGGACAAAAUAUUUUACUGCAAUUCCAAAAAGACUGCUUCAAAAACCAGAUUGGCUCCACCUUGCUCGAUUGACUAUAAAUCCUAAUCAUAAAAAUUAUGAAAAUCUUGGAGAUAGAACUUUGGCGCUUUUUAUUGGAAGGUAAUACUAUGGGUUCUUUACUUAUAAUUCUGCUAAUAACAAUCCGAAUAUUGUGUAAAAUAUUAGAUAUGAUGAUAAUUUUGAGGGUGAAUGGAACUUCAUCUAUUUCUCUUAUAAUUCUGAAUUACAGUUGGCAACUGGUUUUGUAAAAUUCAGUAAACUCGAUAAAAUUUAGAGAAUUCAAUUCAGAGACAUAUAACAUAAACCUAUUGAUAACUAUGCAAAAUUGGUGAUUGGAAAUGAGUUCUAAUAUCAAGGAUUUAAUGGAUAAAUAGCCAGUCUAUAGCUAGGAUUUGGCAAGAAAUUCUAUGUUCAUGACUCAGAUGCUCUAAAUAAAAUAAUCCUGGAAUUCUUCAAGCCUCCAGGAGAAGAUGAGGAUGAUAACAGAAAAGUCAAUAUUGUAGAGGAAGUGAAAGAUAGAGCAUUCAAUAAUGGACCUGAAUAUAGAGAAAUCUUAGAUUAGAAAGGUGCUGAAGAGUAUGCCAUGUAUGGAUGGUUUAGAUAUACAAGUACAACAUUGAAGACACCCAAUAACUGUAUAAUGAGAUUAACCAAUAAUGAAUAAGGUUAUAGAGGUGAAAUAAGCAGAGUUGGAGAUAGAACACUAUUAGUGAUGUUGUAGCCAGGUGAGUAUGUAUUUGCUACUUAUUCACUUGGUAAUAUUGAUAGCGGAUAAAUUGUGAAUAUUCGAAAGCCCACUCCAUAUAAAACUAAUCUUGGCCUUUGGACUUACAUUUACUUUGGUUAUCACUUUUAAAAAAGAAAGGCUUCAGGAAUCAUCAAAUAUCCAAGUGGUUAUGCAUUAGUUCCAUACGAUAAUGUAUUACAUAUGGUUCCAAAUUAUUUGUUAUUCUUUUUCGGUGGAGAUGGAAUGCUUGGAGGAUGGCACGGUUAGAUGCAGAAGGUGAAUUUGUUAUUUGGCAGAGGAUCUUUCGUAGAUUCUACUAAAGGAAACUUUGCAGAAAAAUUGCCAAAUCUCUAGGGAGUGGAAUCUAAGCCUUUGAUUUGGGAUGGAAUAGACAAUAAAAUUAUAGAAGUGCCAUAACCUGACAGACCAGCAUUGGAUAUUGUAUUUAAUAAAGAUGUAAAUGGAUUCGUCGAAUAUGGAUAUGGAUUGUGGACUAGAUGGUUGACUACUAUUCCAAAGAGAAUUAUAGAAAAAGCACCAUUUCACUAAUUGAUUAGAUUAUGCAGUACGGAAUAAUACGAGGAUGCUACAUAAUUUGGUAAUAGAGUUUUGGCGAUUUGGGUGGGUAAAGGUUAUUAUCACUUUACAACUUACAAUAAGAUUGGAAAUAAAAUCUCCACUUCUUAAAAUAUCAAUUAUGAUGACAAUUUAGAAGGAGAAUGGAACUACAUCUACUAUUCAUUCACUAAUAAAUAAUAAGCAAGGGCUGUUGGAUUUGUAUAUUUCAGUGAGUAAUAAGGUACAGCCAUCUCUCGAGUUGAGUUUUUAAAUUUAGAACAUGUGGCUCUUAAUGGAUAUGCGAGGGUUGUGGCCGCAAAUAAGGAGUUUGGUUAUUAGCCAUUUAAUGGUAUGAUUGCAGAUUUGCAAAUUCAUUUAGGAAACGGAUUUAUUGGUUCUAGAGAGUAAUUGAUCAAAGAAAUCAUUCAACUUAAUCCAAAACCAUCAAUGAGUAUUUAAUCUAAAAUGGAUGUUAAUUUGAUUAAUACUGAAGUCAUCAUAAAGCCAGAAGAAAAGAAAGAGAUGAAAUACAAAUAUGAAUAAUACAAAGGAGUAAAUGAAUAUGCAGUAUCUGGUUGGUUGUAAUCUAAAGUAAUGGGUUUGACAGAUGCUUAUAGAAAUGUAUUUAGAUUGACUAUCAAUCCCCCAGAAUUCUAAAAAGAUAAAUAAAGUGCAGGAGAUCGAACUCUAUCCUUGUUCUAAAGUAAGACUAAGUUAGCAUUUUCAACUUACACUUAUGGUAUAUUUGAUACACAAGGAGAUGAUAACAACGAGUUUAAUCGAAUUAUUAAUUCUGGAAAUAGCAAUGGUGAAUGGGUAUUUGUUUACUUUGGAUACUAAUUCAAAUCCAAAUAGGCCUUUGCAUAUACCCUCUUCUUAAAUCGAUAAGAUAGUGCUCAAUUUAAUAACAUAAAACACUUUGUUCCUAAUUAAUUCUUCUUCUAUUUGAGUAAUGAUGGAUAUUAUCCAAUUUUUGAUGGUAGCUUAUUUGAUUGGAAUCUUUACUUCGGAGAAGGGGCAUUCACUACCAAACCAAAACAGAUCAUUAAUCAAUGGCCUAUUGAACCAAUUGGCGAAUUUGAAGGUGUUAUCUCAGCACUCUUAUCAAAUUAAGGUUUGAAUUCUAUGAAAAUAAUAAGACCUGAAAAAAAGGAAGAUGAAGAAGUUGUUUUUAAAAAUAAUUUCCCUAAAUCCGGAACAAUUUCUGGAAAUCCAGCUCCUCGUUCUGGUUAAACAUAAGUUGAGAAUAAAGAGUCAAAGCCAAUAUCUUAAACUAUUGUUAAAUAGCCUUAAUCAGGAUAGAUUGAUAGUGAAAAAUAAUAAUAACAAUAACAAUAACAACAAUAAAAAUAACCUAGAAAACCAUUAUCUGGAAUAGCAGAUCAAAAAUGAAAAAAUUGUAUUAUA
Paramecium octaurelia is the source of this 17280-nucleotide messenger RNA. The record is from the annotation of a GenBank genome assembly. NCBI's taxonomy places the organism in Eukaryota, Ciliophora, Oligohymenophorea, Peniculida, Parameciidae.